Cyphomyrmex costatus is the source of this 2232-nucleotide messenger RNA. RefSeq lists its product as uncharacterized. NCBI's taxonomy places the organism in Eukaryota, Metazoa, Arthropoda, Insecta, Hymenoptera, Formicidae. Bases 1 to 2232 code for a protein of 743 amino acids. The record is from RefSeq and is a predicted model, not a curated record. The transcript is spliced from 2 exons. Gene Ontology annotation, molecular function: nucleic acid binding. Gene Ontology annotation, biological process: DNA integration.
AUGCAGCCCGGAGUCAAGACAGCACCAGGCAUUUUCCAAGAACUCAUGACAACGAUGCUUGCAGGUCUCAACGGCGCCUUUGCAUUCAUCGACGACAUUAUAAUCGGUGGAAUUAACAAAAGCGAACACGACAAGCUCCUUUUCGACGUCCUCGAACGCAUCCAAGACUACGGAUUCAAACUUCGAAUCGAAAAAUGCGAGUUUGCUCGACCAAGUAUCCUUUUCUGCGGACACAUUAUCGACGCGCAAGGUGUCAAGCCAGAUCCCGAGAAGAUACAAGCCAUUCAAACCAUUCCAGCACCGCGUGAUAUCCACCAGCUCCGUUCGUUCCUCGGGGCAGCCAACUAUUAUGGAAAAUUUGUUAAAAACAUUAAAGAUCUUCGUGGACCCCUCGAUGAGCUCACUCUCAAAGGCGCUAACUUCGAAUGGCAACAAAAGCAUCAGGAUGCCUUCGACAAACUCAAGGAAAUUCUAGCAUCGGAUCUAGUCCUCACUCAUUACGAUCCUGCCAAGAAAAUCGUGGUGGCAGCCGAUGCUUCAUGCUACGGUAAAGGAGGAGCCAUUUUGCAUGAAUUUUCAGACAGAACACUACAUCCAAUCAUGUACGUCUCAUCAACCUUCACAGCAGCCGAAAAUAACUACUCGCAGAUUCAGCGGGAAGCCAUCGCGCUCGUGUUCGCUGUUAAACGCUUUCACAAGUACAUCUAUGGUCGCAAAUUCGAGCUCCACACCGACCAUAAGCCUCUCCUUACGAUUUUUGGCUCUAAACAAGGCAUCCCGGCUUACACUGCAAGCCGCCUCCAGCGUUAUGCUCUGAUCUUACUCGCCUACGACUUCGACAUUAAAUACGUCAAUACCGGAAGCUUUGGAUACGCCGACAUCGUUUCCCGCCUCAUUGCCAAACAUCCACGAGAAAACGAAGAUACUGUCAUCGCAGCAAUUCAAGAGGGAGAGGAGGUAGAACAGUGCUUUGCAAUUGAUGCCGCAAAAUUACUUCCGGUCAAAUUCGCUGAUAUCCAGGAGGCCACACAGCGUUGCGCAACACUCAAGAAGGUCAUCGAAUUCACCAACACCUCAUGGCCACAGAAACGCAACCAGAUCCGGAAUCCCGAAGUCGCUGCUUUCUUCGAUCAACGCGAAGGAUUAAUUGUCAGCCAGAAUUGUCUUUUACAGGACGAUCGUGUCGUUGUUCCAUCUCAGUUCCGUAAGCAGAUCCUUGAGGAGCUCCAUUUUGGUCACCCGGGCUGCACCCGUAUGAAGCUUCUUGCUCGCAGCAAAGUCUUCUGGCCCGGAAUCACUGCUGACAUCGAGCGAACCGUCAAAAUGUGCAAAGCUUGCGCGACAAAUGCUAGGACGCCCAUCAAAUGCUCGCUACAACCAUGGCCAAUUCCAACGAAGCCAUGGUCUCGCAUCCAUGCCGACUACGCGGGUCCCGUCAAUGGCGCUUAUUACCUAGUCAUCGUUGAUGCCUUCAGCAACUGGCCAGAGAUCUUCGAAUCCGCCUCAAUGACAUCUGUCAAGUCCAUCGAAAUGCUCAGAGAGACAUUCGCUCGGCACGGCCUCUGCGAUACGCUCCUCACAGACAACGGACCUCAGUUCACCGCGCAGGAAUUCAAAACUUUCUGUGAACAAUCAGGCGUUGAACAUAUCCUAACAGCGCCUUACCACCCUCAGUCAAAUGGUAGGGCUGAGCGUUUCGUCGACAUCCUCAAGACUGGACUGGAAAAGGCAACUAGAAACGCUGACCAGAAGCUUCGAGAGUUCCUCACUACCUACCGUUUCACACCGUCUUACAAGCUCGGCAAUAAGUCCCCGUCCGAGUUAUUGAAUGGCCGCACCAUGAAGACUCGCCUCGACUUGCUUCACCCUCAAGAGCAACCGUCCUCUCAGCGUGACACAAUACUGGCCCGUCAGUUUGACCGAGCUCACGGAGCGCGCUGGAAGGAAUUCGUAAUUGGUGCAAGUGUCUACUACCAGCUACACAAAACCAACACAGAUUGGCAAUGGACGCCAGCGAUAAUCGUCAACCGUCUAGGCACCGUCAACUACACGAUCAAACUUGGAGACGGACGAGUCAUCAAAAAGACACCGACAUCGAGCCAAUUAUCAUUUCCCGGCCUGAGCCCGAACAUCCACAGACAGCAGCUCAUGUGGACUCCGAUGAUGCCAACACCUCGUACGAAAGUGCCCAAGAUGAAAGCAGGGAGAACAUCGUUACACCCGCUGAACUAG